UCGCUUCCGGAUGCGGUGAAACGACAGCGAAGAAGGAAAACACCGCACGUAGCUAGCUACAUGGAUUAAUUUAAAUGACAAGACGCCAUCCAUAAAUUCAGAGGAGACGCCUGCACCUUCCAGAGUGGAUUCAUGGACACAAUUACACCCGUCGGAAACGAUGUAUUAACGGUGUUUUACAUCGGGUGGCCGCAUAUAAGCCCUGUUUUUACUGAGUAGCCGUGUUUUUGUUUUCUUGCUAGCUGUUAGCUUAAGCCAGCGAAGCGUUAGCUGGUACGCGCAGACAAACGGCUUCUCUCUCCGGUAAAAAAAAGAAGACUUGUCGUUAUUCUUUACACAUCACUCAAUUGUACAGGCGUAGACAGUGCUGUGCGUGUUUGAUUGUGAUUGAAAAGCGUUCAGGAUUAGUUUUUGGUCACUUUGCAGGUAGACUGCUUUGGAAACGUUCGUUGCUCACUGUCAAAAACAAGUAAGUUACAAAAGUUGUAGUCAGUUUUCUUAAAAUAUCAAGGGCACGUUUGGGAAACACACCAUUGUGUCUGAAGUGACUCGUUGACAUCUCAACAAAUGGACAAAAUGGAUAUGAUCUGGACUUCAGUCUCCACACAGACAACACAGCAGAUAUUUUGUAAAUAACACUUCCCUGUCAGUCCACUGCUUUUACUCCUCCUGCUGACAGGGCACUUUACAAACAGUAUCCUGUGUUUGAAUUUGACUGAAGCGGAGGAAGUCUUCCUUGUUUUAUUUUUUGUUUUCGGAGCAACUUCUUUUUCAACUUUAACUUAGAUUAGGCUCUUCAGCUCAACAGUGAAGGAUGAAUGGCCUCUCUUUCGGCGAGCUCUGCUGCCUGUUCUGCUGCCCGCCCUGCCCCAGCCGCAUCGCAGCCAAGCUCGCCUUCCUGCCCCCUGAGCCCACUUACGCCUUUCUUCCAGACCCAGAGGCUGUCCCUGCUGCACCAGGGGCAACAGGGACAUCCAGCCUACGGGCGCGGAGCGUUGCAUCAGUUGCUGGAAGCGGUGGGGCCGGGCCUUUGGAUGGGAGGUGGAAGCUCCACCUGACGGAGCGAGCAGAGUUUCAGUACUCGCAGAGAGAGCUGGACACGACAGAGGUGUUCCUCACACGAUCCAGCAGAGGAAACCGAAUCGGCUGCAUGUACAUUCGCUGUGUUCCUAAUGCCAGAUUCACAGUGCUCUUCUCCCACGGUAACGCAGUCGACCUGGGCCAGAUGAGCAGUUUCUACAUCGGCCUCGGCACCCGCAUUAACUGCAACAUCUUCUCCUACGACUACUCAGGCUACGGCGUCAGCACUGGCAAGCCCUCUGAGAAGAACCUCUAUGCAGACAUAGAUGCUGCCUGGCACGCCCUGCGCACGCGGUAUGGUAUCAGCCCAGAGAAUAUUAUCCUGUAUGGACAGAGCAUUGGUACAGUACCCACUGUAGACCUGGCGUCGCGGUACGAGUGUGCUGCCGUGGUUCUUCACUCACCUCUUACAUCUGGCAUGAGAGUGGCUUUUCCUGACACAAAGAAAACUUAUUGCUUUGACGCGUUCCCCAACAUUGAGAAAGUGUCCAAAAUCACAUCCCCAGUGCUCAUCAUCCACGGGACAGAGGACGAGGUCAUCGACUUCUCCCACGGCCUGGCUCUGUUUGAGCGCUGCCCCAAGGCUGUGGAGCCUCUCUGGGUGGAGGGAGCGGGACACAACGACAUUGAAUUGUACAGCCAGUAUCUGGAGCGCCUACGCCGCUUCAUAGGACAGGAGUUGGCAGUACAGCACGCCUGACCAUCCCCACCAGGAUCCUCAUCAACGUGGUCAUUACCAUUUUUCUGUGUCCAAGUUGGAGAUGUGUCCGAGAGUCAUCUCCCUCCACUUACCAAGGCUUCCGGGGGUUUAAUGCUUCACACACUGCAGUGCUCUAUUUCCGGGGCACAGAACGCCUUUAAUGGACCAUGGUUUGAUGCAACAAGGAGAAAACAAGUGUGUUCAUAAACACCAGAAGUGCGUGAGUGUGAAAGUCUUCACAAACUGCAUUUUUCGACUGCUGUUUUUUUUCUUUUUUCUUUAACAGUAGGCUACAGCUGCCACGUGUUAUGUGGCAGCAUAUAUAUUCUGAUACUGUGCAAUAACAUGGACAGUGUCCACAGGAAAAAAUACUUUAAAUGAUUAAAGGAGAUUUAACAGAACAACAAACUCAUAAGUAAUCAUGUAGAUCAAUAACAUUGGGGUCCACUUGAAUAUUUCCCAGCCUACUCAUAGUUUGUGUGUAACUUUAAUGGGAUAGUUAAAUGGAAAUGGUGGAGAAUGGGGAACACUAAAGAAGACUUGCAAAAGUGCUUGUGACACGUGUUGGGGAAUGUUUUAGUUUUCUAAUUAUCAGAAUAGCAAACAAGUUUGUAACUUAAGUUCUGUAAGGUUUCUCUUAGCAACACCUGUACAGUUUAAUGCAAUCGAAAUUCAAAGCACUACAGCCGUGCUUCCAUUCCCACAUUGUUUUUGCGCCUCACGUAGGGCUGGACCUGAAUACGCGACUACUGGUUCGUUGGGGAGGUAUUUGGUUUUUAAUUUUGGGAUUCUUUUUUCAAUAGGCCCAACCUAGAAUAACAGAAUCCUAAAAAACAUGAGUCCCUUUGGGGCGCCUUGGUAGCUCACCUGCUUGCGCAUGCACCCCAUGUACAAAGGCUCAGUCUUCACCGCAGGAGGCCGCCUGUUUGAUUACAACUUGCAGCCCUUUGCGGCAUGUCUCUCUCUCUCUCUCUCUCUCUCUUUCUUUCUUUCCUUCUUUCUUUCUUUCUUUCUUUCUUUCUUUCUUUCUUUCUUUCUUUCUUUCUUUCUUUCUUUCUUUCUUUCCGGUCUUCAGCUGUCCUGUCUAAUAAAGGCCUAAAACGCCCAAAAACUAAUCUUUACAAAAAGGAAUUCCUUUAAUUAGUUGUUGCAGCACACUGUUUCCAUUUGAGCUCAGUUUAAGAGUCUUUUCUGCCGGGGCGGCCUCUAGCUCACCCAGUAAGAGCGUUCGUCCCAUGUAGGCUGAGUCCUGCAGGGGCCCCGGUCCGAAACCAACCUUGCUGCGUGUCAUCCCCCAUUUUUCUCCCCCUUUCCUGUCUAUCCACUGUCACUAAUAACGGGAAAAAAAAACAAACAAAAAAAUCUUAAAUAAAAAGUCUUUUCUGCCUUUUGCUGAAAUUUCUAAGUGUCCCUAAACUUUUGACCGGUAGCGUAUAUAUUAUAAAGAACAAUACAACAUGACUACAACUAGUAAAAGUAUUUUGCUCAAUCCCCAGGUUCUUAAAUGCUCUGUAAACUGACACUUUUGGUAUAUAUAUAUAUAUAUAUAUAUAUAUAAAUAACUAAUUCACAAUGCCAUAUACGGCACAGAACCAAAUUACUGUGCAUUUAUUAUUAAAUGAAACAUUUGUUUUAAUGAGUUAUUACCCUACUCCACUCCACACUUUUUUUGUGAUCAAAUUAAAAAAUAAAUAAAUACCUUUUUAUAUUCAGAAAUACAAACAAUUCUAGUGAGACAUGGAACGCGUCCCAAAGCCAAAAAACAUAGAGGAAAGGGAGGGAGGGAAAACAACACAUGCAGAAACCACCCUGCUCCAACUUAACGAAAAUGCUUCUGAUAAAAUGGACCAACUUAAAUAAAACCAAUUAAUACCAAUUAAAAGAGUAAUGUAGGAUGGUUGCUUGACAUUAUCAAAUGCUUCUCUGGCAGCUGGCCUGCUGGCAGUUUUAAUCCAGCUUUGCAAAGUUGCAGAUCUUACAGAGUUUAUUACAUUAAUCAAUUGGGACAUUCAUUUAUCUUCUAAUAACAGAAUAAGGCGACUUUCACUUUCAACGUCACACCUGAUUGUCAUAGGCUAAACAACGUUUAAACAAUGCUAUAACUUAGUGAGAUUCAAGAGCCUAAACCAUCCUAUCCCUGAGCCUCUCUCUUCUCCACAGAGCGUACAUUAAUGGAACGGAUGGAACGUCAGUUAACUGUCAUUAGCUUUGGUUGGCAUUUUACUUUAAUAUAAGAAAACACUGUGCGUCGUGAUGCAAACGUUAUUCAAAACUCAUGUGGAUUGUUUUGGUUACUAUUCACAGGGCAUUUGUCACAAUCUCCAUAACUUUAAAAACUCUUGUGAAGGCAGAGAGUCUUGGGUUUCCCUCUUUCAUUUUCGCUGCUCCGUGUUUGUGAGAAUAUAACCCUCCUGUCCUCCCUUUAAAACAUGUCUUAUGUCAUAUCUGAAAUUUGGGUAUCUUUUUAACCAGAUUACCACAAAAAAUGGAUUGGAUUCCAUCCAAGACUCUUUGCAAAUACAAUUGAUCACUUUCCUUCCUGAUGAAACUGAUCCCUUUACUCUAAUCUUAACUAUUAGCUAAAUAAUUCAUAAUUUCUGCUUUUUUUAACUCAAAUAUUUGAUACACUUCUAUAUAAAUGAGGGUUAUUGACCAUGAAUUCCAAAAUGUACUGUUAGGUGGUGUUAGUGAAAACUAAAUAAAAGUCUGAAACAGAGACAAAAAUCAGGGUUAAACAAAGCCACGUGACUGGGGGCAUCGCUGAGGGCAAGAUUGGAUGAUAGAGCGAUUUAAUUUGAUUUAACUUUAGUAAUUAUCACCGUAUGCAGCCACAACCGUUAAAAAAAAAAAGAAAAGACAGAAAGGUUUAGUUAGGCUCUUCCACCAGAGGGGCAGCUCAUCCAAUCAGGGCAAAUGGGCAGUUGCCUGGGCAGCAAUAACCUGUACCUGUGCACUUCCCUGUUUAACGGUGUUUUCUAAUAUCCUAUUACCAUGUGUAUUUAUUUGAUACAUACAUGCAUAGUGAUGAAAUUGAAUAUUGCAUCUUUAAUUUUGCUCAGGUAACCCUCUUUUAGACAUUAGGGUUCCACAUUAGUUUGUUGUUUUUGUUUAUUCAGUCCCCUAAAUCUCCUCCGAUCCUUUGAGCAAAGACUUCGGAAAACACAGUCAUCCAGUGUGUGGGGUCUUUUUAAUCUUCAAUUUAGAACCAAAUGAAACUAGGAUCCCAAAACUGACGAGUUCGGUGAGCCAUAAACCUUUUCUUCUCUGCACCACAUCUGCGUCCCGGUAAUGCGGUGGGAUUGGCUGUUUUAAAGUUCAAGAGUCUUAGAAAGAAAAUACCUGCAGCUUCUUCAUUAAGUGGAGAGUCUGUUAGUCCUGCCCGCUUUGUUCUAAUCUUGUCUUGUUUGUGUCUCACACCAGUAGGUCACAGCUGUCAGUGAAGUUCCUGUUUCCAUCCGUGUCUAGAACAGAGAAGCAACUACACACUAAAAUUAAACAGACCUCGGGUUUUUUUUAAUCUCUUUAAUGCUGUUUGACGCCCAUCUUACUCAUUUGCACUCUAUCUUGAGAGGCAGUUUGUCCAUUUGAGCAGUGAAUGACCGUUGACAAAAAGAAUUGCUCGUCGAUUUUCUUUUUAAUUAUGGAUGAGCUUCACAUUCUGAUGAAUUCAAAUCAUUCCCACUUCUAUACAGCUAAGCACAGGAACAGAUGUCUCACAAAAACAAAUGGAAGCAGUAUGGUUCUUUAUUUUGUGUAAAGCUUCAACAGCGUAAGCAAAGAGCGCAGUAAGAAGCUCUUCUGAGAAACAGACGUGAGCAUUAGAAAUCUGACAACAUUUUGGCACAUUUAUCGAUAACCGUUAUUACUAUUCUGUGCUACUGGUAGAAGUAGAAAGCAAACAGGCUGAGUGCACGUGAAGAAGAAUAUCCCACUUCAAAUCUCACUUCUCUCUGGUUUACAGUCUUUACAACAACUGCCUAUAACAGCUGUCUGGUUGGCUGUAUGCAUACAUAUAAUAACUAUUAUGUGUGCUUAUUUUAGGCAGAACGUCUUAGUAACAUCAUUGAUUUUACAAAAACAAUUAACUGUAAGAGUGGUACAGUACAUUUUCUAACUGCUGGUGUGAUUUUUGUAACAAAACAUGCAUUGCCCUCUUGAUUGUUCUUUUAGCGCUGAUUAUUUAGGGAAAUAUCACUAACCAAUAUACACUAAAUUGUCCCGUUUUCCUGCAAAGGCCCCCUCUUUCUCUCAUUGUUAUCAGUAUACAAAAAGGCCAGGUUCACGAUUCUAUCACCUGCCUGUCCUGUUCAAGUCAUGUUGGGUUGACUUAUAAGAUCAAGUGUAAUCCCUUCCUUUUUCCUGCCUACUUUAGAUUCACUGCACUCUAUCUCCUACGUGAUUUAUAAGCAGACAUAAGGUGCGAGUGUAAAGCAUCCAUCUUAAAGGUGCAACACUCACUAAGCCACAGAAGUUUGAAGCCAAAAUUCAAAUCUAUGGCUUAAAAUGAAAAGGAAUAAAGUGUUUCCUAAACUGAGUUGAAUUGCAAGAAUGUGUAUGUAUAAACCAAAGUGUAACUUUUUAUUUUUAUUUUUUUAGAGCUUUACCUAGCGUACCUGCUGAUUAUGUUAUCUUUUUGACCAAAGGCAAAAAUGUUCAAUUCAAGUUCUUUUAACUUUUUUAUUUAUCUAUGUGGUUGGGCUGAUCUUUUUCCACUAUACAGUACAUUUGCAUACAAAUUAAAUAUGUAAUAAUAAUAAAUAAUUGUUUGCCAUUAUGCAGCAGCAGAGUUGGAACAGCAUCAAUUACCAAGUUUAGGGUGGUGGUGUUUUUGUUUAGUUUUUUUUGAACUGUUUGUAAUUUAUCAUUGGUUAAAGAGUACAGCCAAGCAAUACAUCAAACCGUGAGUUUGGAUAUGUUUUUUGGGGGGGGUGGGUGAUUAAAGAACAACGAUAAAGAAGCUUCAAGCAGAUAAAUGAAAAAUGUCUUUUAUUCAAAUGUUUGGAUUACUGGUGUAACACACAUCUGAGUCUGUGGGUAUCAUCUUUGUCAUCCCACAUUGUUUUCCAUCGUUUAUUAUACUGACUAAUUUGUAGUUUUGGAAGAUUUUGUCUUUUUUUUUCUCCAAGAAUUGAAAAGAAUAAGAAGUUAAUAAAACAUCAUCUGACAUUGGUAAUUAA
Messenger RNA from Etheostoma spectabile (orangethroat darter), 6957 nucleotides. It is a transcript of the gene abhd17ab, whose product is annotated as abhydrolase domain containing 17A, depalmitoylase b. NCBI's taxonomy places the organism in Eukaryota, Metazoa, Chordata, Actinopteri, Perciformes, Percidae. The transcript has 5 exons. The coding region runs from base 815 to 1780 and encodes 321 amino acids. The record is from RefSeq and is a predicted model, not a curated record. Gene Ontology annotation, cellular component: endosome membrane; plasma membrane. Gene Ontology annotation, biological process: protein depalmitoylation; regulation of postsynapse organization. Gene Ontology annotation, molecular function: palmitoyl-(protein) hydrolase activity.